Zeugodacus cucurbitae (melon fly) is the source of this 988-nucleotide messenger RNA. Its product is annotated as adult cuticle protein 1. The transcript has 2 exons. The coding region runs from base 154 to 576 and encodes 140 amino acids. The record is from RefSeq and is a predicted model, not a curated record. Lineage: Eukaryota; Metazoa; Arthropoda; Insecta; Diptera; Tephritidae.
AUGAAGUUCAACGAAUUUUUUAGUAUAUAAGUUGGCAUAAUUUCGUAUUCGAAAUCAGAAUCAAGUCAACACUUCUUGAGUGUGCGCAGUAGCAGUACUACAAUAAAUCCUUUUCUUCACUUCUCAACUCCUUCUUCGCUUUAAUCAGCAAACAUGAAGUUCGUUAUUGCCGUAGUCAUGUUGGCUCUUGCCGUUGGUGUGCACUCCUCCCUGCUGACUGCUCAGAUUGCACCGGCCGUUUCGUAUGUGACCUCCGCUGUGCAUCCGGGACCAUUGAUCUCAGCCGGUGGCUGGGCAGGUCCUUCCGCUUGGGCCGGACCAGCUGCUGUCACCGCAUGGGGUGGUAGCGGACACGGCUUGUAUGGUGGCAUUCCCGGCAUUUCCCUCGCUCAGGGUCCUGGCGCCGCCGCCAUCGCUGCUCCUUUGGCCGCUCCAAUUGCUUUGGGUCAUGGUUUGGGUCAUGGUUCGGGUGUGUAUGUGGCUAAGACACGCGGCGCCAUUCACACUGCCCCCUUGGCUGGUCAUGUCAACUCGGCGACCUCUCUGAAUUUGGCACCAGCACCAGGCACUUGGUAAACGUGACAUGCGAAUACCGAUAAGAUCCUCACAAAGCAAUAUAAAACAACCGACAUUCACACACAUAACCACACAACUAAAUAUUAUGCAUAUAUGCUGGAGUAUAGCUGCGCGUUGCGCCAACUAUAAGCACAAAAGACAAUUUCGACGAUGAUCAUGCCAAAUGAAGGAUGCCACCGCACUAACUAAAUAAUAUGUAUAAUUGACACCGAGCGUGCACACAUUUUCGCCGUUAUGUAUACCGCGCUCCGAUAUCCGAUAUCCGCAACCGCAAUCCACACCCUGACCACACGCAUACCGACAUUUAUAUGCAAUACACGCACACACGCACUCUGUUUAAAGCAUAUCUAUGUUCUUUAUUAUUAUUACAUUUAUUAAAUGAUACAUUAUGUACAUUAUGUACGCACACAUA